CCAUCCCAGUCUCUCUCCUCGCGUUGCGCAUCUCAAGAGGUACAAACAAGAGCAAGCUCAGGGCCCAUUAGCCCCACGCCGGACUCUCCCACAGAGGAACUCGGCCCCAAGCCCCGGAGGCCCCGGCAGGCCGCCUCCGGAGGAGCCCCCGCAGACGCCAUACUAAAAGCCAAAAUGGCUGCCCCAAGGAAGCCCGCACCGCGCAGCUAGUGAGGGCUGGGUAACAAGCUUCUGCGGGAAAGGGGGAGGGGGACUCUAGGAAGAGCCGUCGCCAGGUACAUCGCCCCCCGAGCCUCACAGAUUUGUAAAAGAGUUGCAAAGAUAGUACAGAGAAUUUCUGAAUACCCUCACCCACCUCCCCUAAUGUGACCAUCUCACAUUACCGUGGUACAUGUGUCAACUCUGAAAAAACAACGUUCUGGUUACAGCCACCCCUUGCCAUAACUUUUGAACUAUAUUUGGAAAAAUACUGGCCAGAAAAAAAAUGAUAAAAUUCUUCCUCAUGGUGAAUAAACAAGGGCAGACCCGACUUUCUAAGUACUAUGAACAUGUGGAGAUUAAUAAGCGUACACUUCUGGAAACAGAAGUCAUAAAGAGCUGUCUCUCUCGAUCCAAUGAACAAUGCUCUUUCAUCGAAUAUAAGGAUUUCAAGCUGAUAUAUCGGCAGUAUGCGGCUCUCUUCAUUGUGGUUGGAGUUAAUGACACUGAGAACGAGAUGGCAAUUUAUGAAUUCAUCCAUGACUUUGUGGAAGUUUUAGAUGAGUACUUCAGCCGAGUGAGUGAAUUAGAUGUAUCCUUUUUUCAUUGCUAUGAGCCAAGUUUUCCACAGUACUUGGCAAAGCACAGGCCAGUCCGGAUCAGGCUUGUUCUACUUCUAGUAAAACUAACGUCGCAGAGCAAGACAGAUCGGAUAUUAAAAAGAAACAACCUAAGCACAAGAAAUCAGGACAGAAAUCCUGGCUUGUUGAAAGCCCUCCUGCUAAGUGGAAACUCUCUGCUGCAGUGUAGUGUCAGGUAGGGCAGCCUGCACCAGUGGGGCCAAGCACAUCAAUGACCUAAAUCACUCGUGUGCGGGGAAGAAGCUCCCGUACCUUCUUCACAGUCCACGCCACUCACGGGACCGAAAUAAUGCUUGAGGACUUCUGUAGGGAAAGUUCGCCCUCCCUCAUACUUUGGGAGACUUAGAUAAGACUUCCACAAAUUAAGAUAGUUUUUAGGAACCAACUGACGAGCUCCUCAAAGUGCGCUCAUCUCUGGAGCCCCAGGUUUGCUGAAUUCUCCAGACGAUUCCUCAUUCAAAGGAGCAGUCUCCGCCACUUCUGCUAAAUCGUCGGGAUGGCACCAAUGAAUAGCGCCAUUCAGAUGUCCAACUCCUUCUCGAUUCUGUGCACACAUACUGUGUGUGAAGGUACCAGAUACCUGAACACCCCUUUGUGGUAUCUGGUGCCUUACAGAGGCUUAAAGACGUGGUUUAUUUUGGCUAGAGUGGAAUGCAGCAGGACUGCCUUAGACCUGCACAACCAGGGUCCCCUUCCUGGGACCUGACUGUACAGACCCCUCUCUGGCUCUCCCUCAGCAACACCCUUCUCCAUGGGGUAGGGAUGCUCACCCAGAGGCUGCAGGGCCCCCCAUCCACUUCUUGACCACCCUCUAGCUUCCUGGGUCCCCAGGCACCCUGAAGUCUGUUGCCAAGGCCUGUGCAGGCCUCUCUCCCACCCCCACCACCUGAUGGAGGGUAGGAAUGAUAGAGAGGCUGGGAUGGUAACGAGGAUAUUACACAUACAUUCGUGGAAAGAAAAGCCAGGAACAGGCUGGGGCCCCUUGUCUUGUGCCCCCUCCCCCACAAAUGUAGGUCUAGAAUCCAGAAUGUUUUCUUCAUUCAAAAUUAUCUUUAAAAAAAUCUUUAGCAACUUCAUCUUUUUAUUUUAUGAGCCUGAGCAGUUAGUUCUAGAACCUUAAAGCUCAUGUGGGUGAUGUGAAAACCGCUCUCUUUACUGCAGUUGAGGGUAGAGGGUAGAAAGGGCCUCCAUCCUGCUUGCACCCUCUGUGACUCAGCUCUUAUCUGCCAAGGAGCGUCCAGGAGGAGGAGGCCCCCAGGCAACAGUAAGCAGCAGCACCAAAGUUUGCAGUCAGGCCCCAUAAGGCCCCAGGCCACACUGGGAGGCGUCUAUCCAUCGUUCCUUCUUUCCUUCCUAAAAUCCCGAACACCUUUAGAGGUCCAGAAGCCAGAAUAGGGCUUCUCCAAGUAGGAGAUAAUUUCCGCCUGACUUAAUGAAAAAUCACAAAAAGUACUUGUUCAACUAAAGGCUAUGGAAAUACUGGCUAGAAGACCAGAGAAGUUUUUGAGAAAUUCUCCCUGAAGUUUACCUUUAGAGUCAUAGGAUUUGACUGCUUUGGAGCUGUAAGAAAACUACACAAUCAUUAGGUUGAAAUCUCAUUUCUGUUUGUUUUUGUUUUUUGGGGUGUGGUAGUUAGGUUUACUUAUUUAUCUAUUUUUAGAGGAGGGACUGGGGAUUGAACCCAGGACCUCCUGCAUGCUAAGCAUGUGCUCUGUACUUGAGCUAUACCCUCCACCCUAAAACCUCACCUCUUAGUUGAAGAGUGAAGAGGCUGAGGCCCAGAGGGGUUCUGUUCCGUGUCUCAUACACCCAGGGCUAAGCAGAAUCUUCAUGAUGAUAAUCUAUACAGUUGUGAUUAGAUUUUCAGUGUAAAUACUGGCCCUUUGCAACUUAUUUAAUUCCAUGGGAAAUUAAAUUAAAAUAUUAAAAAAUGAGAGCAAGUUUUUUCCCACUCUACUUAAAGAAUUUUGCUUAGCUAAGAUCUUAAAAAAAAUUAAAUAAGAAGACAAGGGAUCUGAGAGCAAAAUCUAGAAUUAAAUUUUAGUUUCCAGACUGGGCUCUGCCCUGGAAUUUUUAGGUCCCAUUUGAAUGUAUGCUGCUUAGUUUUCUCUUAUUAAAGGAGAACUAGACCACCCACCACAGUGGUGUUAAAAUACCACGUUGAAAAGUGUUUUUUGAUCCAGAGAUCAAAAUUCCAACUUAUGAACCAGAGACAUUUCAAUCACUUUAAUUGAAAAAUUGAUUUCAAUUGGCACUAAUAUUACUGGGGCCCUAAAGAUACUCAACUCCAGUUCACAUUACAGAGAAGUUCGGAAAGGCUCUUAGGUUUCAGGGUGCGGAGAAAGUGGGGCUUUAUGAAUCUACUCUUUGGGCGGCUGUUUCUAAUUCAUAUCAGCUCCAACUGUAGGGUGCCCAUGAGGGGAAUCAGGUUGCCUCAAGGAUCUUUAAGUCAGUCGAGUUCAGUAUAACCUGAAGGUUGGACCCUCUUAAAAUAGUCAUUCUCACCUCAUCGCAUUAACAACCUGUGCCUUUUUUGCUUCCUCCUAUUCCAAAUGUCCUAUUUCAAGGGUUCAAGUGUGUUUGCCAUGGGGCUUAGCGUUAUAGGGUGUUUUUUUGGUCCCUGCUCACCUGGCAUAUAGCCCAAAUGCCAUUACUCUUGGCUUUGCCAGUGUGCACAAGUUGCUCUUAAACCAAAUCGAGAUGUGAACAACAGCUGGAUUCUUAUUUUAAAGGAGUCACAUGAUUCCAGGGGGAAAUCAGCUUUCAGGCUUUUGCCUCAUGUUGGCUUUGGUCUGUGGCCUCCCUGUAUAGUUAGUGUCAGGAAGUUGCAUGGUUAUUAGGGGUCUGAACCAGAUACUCAAGACAGGCAGUCACAUGAACACAGUACAGAAUGACCUCACUGAGCAACUCAUGUUUCCAGGAUGUUGGGAAAUUCAGACUUGCUGAAGGACCUUGUCCCGGCCAUGUGAGGAUGUCAGUGGUUGAUAUGAUUCAGCAGAAACUUCUAAUCCAACUGUCAAAACAUUUGGCUGGUUGCUCACGGGGGCAUAUGAAUUGCUCGUUGUCUUUUUGCCAAAGAUGGAGCAGUCUUCAGAGCAGUUUGAUUCCCUGGACCAAUUCAAAUAGGAUAGAUUAAGAUGAGAUCUCCUUCUGUCUCAAAAGAAAUCACCUUGGAUGGAUUGACAUUUUCAAAGGCACCAGGCUUUCAUCGCCCUCGUGAAUGCAAGGGGAUCCUAUGGGGCGUUUUUCAUGCAGCAGCCUGUGCUUCCCAGCUCUGUCUUUCUUUAUACCUGGCUGUCAUUCCUACCUUGUCUUGGCUUUUCAGUUCUGGCUUCUGGGUCUGGUGAACAGGACUGAGUCGAGGGCCUGAUAUCCCAGUCCCAAUUUGUCAUGGACAAAGCAAUCAUCUAUCUAAUUGGAAGACAUUAUUAAUAGGUCUAUCAGAGUAAAGCUUUUUUUUUCUGGGUCACUUAAGGACAGUUCCCAUGGGCUCCUGAAAAACAGUUUAUUCUGCUGAAGGACUAUUUGCACAGAGCUUAAUGAGGUAUUAAGACAGAGCCUAGUAGAAACUUAAAAGUCAUUCACAGGGUUGUCUCAUUUGCUAUUGAUAUACUUUACUAAACAAAUACAAUAGAUGAACAUCUGGAAUUAUUGGGGAAAAAGAUCAGGUGGUAAUGACUCAUUUUUCAAAGAUUCACUAAUUAUGAAUUCCCCUACUGCAUUUAAUCACUCACUUGUUGAAUGAAGUUAGUCUAUUUGAAACAAUCUGUCAGCUGUUUUGUUUUUUCUUAUAACAGACCAGGAUCAUUCUUGAGAUGGAAACUUAAGAUAAAGUAUAGAAUUUAGAAACGUUCAACCAUUGUCACCAUUUCAUUCCAGUUCCUCUUUUCUUUUCACAAAAGACAAGUUAGGUACCCAAAUGAAGGGGCUCCUGGGGGAAGAACUUGGCUGUUUCUAAUUAGCUAGACUUCAUAGUCUAACAGUAUUUUCUUUUUCCCCCAUGCCCUAUACUGACUUAACAGUAAGAACAUCAGUAAACUAAAGUGGCUCCCUAAUUCUCAAAUGAGUAUUUUUAGGACUCUCCAUUUAUAAGAGGUACUCUCUUGAAAAUCAGAUUUUUUAUCUCCUUAGGGAUAGAGUCAGCAUUGCCUUGUCUUCUUCAUUCACUUCUCGUGUUAUUUUUUCCCUCCAGCCUGUCUGACAUAGAAGAUGUUCAAGAUGCAGUGUUGUAAAAGCAUUUGUUUGGAGGUGGAGGUUUGGGGGUGGAGGAAGGGUGUAUGCUCAGCAGCCUCAGGCCUUUCCUGAGAAGUCUGAAAGCAGAGCAGUUAAGCCUAGACUUUGGGUUUAUUCCAGCUCUGGCAAUUACUAGCCACGUGACCAUGGACAAUGGCUUGGAGCCUGUUGGCUCCUGUGUAAAAUGAGAAUAUGUUAGCAUGUACAUCACAGAGUUGCAGAGAAGACUGAAGUAAUGUAUGUAAAACACCCAACACAAUGCCUGGAACAUAGUGAGUAUUCAACAAGUCAUGGCUAUUACUGUUGUCAUUAUUGUCCAGGAAGACAUUCUUGAGGCCAGGUCACACUCUUGCUAAAUUUUACUUGCUUUGUUCUAUAGCUCUUGGUAGAUUCCCUGUCUCUCUGGCUACAAGGUGUGGCUGUUCUGUUUGUAUGCUUAUUGUCCAGUUAGCUUAACCAGGGUGAAACUAGGUGUGUAAUGCUACAUGAAAGUAAUAAUUUCUAGCAUAAACACCAAUUUUAAUUUCAGGAAUUCUGUUAAAAAAUAAAAACCUUCAUUCUUAGACCAGUUUACACCGGAAAAAAAUCCAGGCUAAAUCACAAGUUUUUACUGAACGUUAACAUUUUUAUAACUCUAAUUUCCUUAAUAUGA
Vicugna pacos (alpaca) is the source of this 5724-nucleotide messenger RNA. The record is from RefSeq and is a predicted model, not a curated record. Lineage: Eukaryota; Metazoa; Chordata; Mammalia; Artiodactyla; Camelidae.